Messenger RNA from Cyanistes caeruleus (blue tit), 211 nucleotides. Lineage: Eukaryota; Metazoa; Chordata; Aves; Passeriformes; Paridae. The record is from RefSeq and is a predicted model, not a curated record.
UUUUGCCGUCCCCAGGUGUCGAAGGCGGCGGCGGAGCUGCUGAGUUACUGCGAGGCUCACGCCUGCGAGGAUCCGCUGCUCACGCCCGUCCCCACCUCCGAGAAUCCCUUCCGCGAGAAGAAAUUCUUCUGCGCCCUCCUCUGAGCCCCCCAAAAUUCUGGGGGGACCCCCGAAAUAUCGGGGGGACCCCGACCCCUCCCCCUGGAGCGUU